Molecule: messenger RNA, 2432 nt
Organism: Camellia sinensis
Lineage: Eukaryota; Viridiplantae; Streptophyta; Magnoliopsida; Ericales; Theaceae
Product: RAN GTPase-activating protein 2
Molecular function (GO): protein binding; GTPase activator activity
Source: RefSeq, a predicted model, not a curated record
UAUACAAUUUUUAGCUUUCCAAACAAAGCCCCUGAUGGAACCGAAAACCGUAGGGCUUUUAAAUAAAACUCAUCUAAACCCUACUGUUUCACUCCCCCAUUUUCAGUUCGAUAAUCGAGAGCUCCUCUCUCUCUCUCUCUCUCUCUCUCUCGCCCUUGAAAACCCUUUGGUGAUUAUUAUCCAGCGAAAGGGUCAGCCAAUCAGACCAAAGAAUCAGAAAAAAAAAGAAAAAGGAAAGCCGUCAUUUGAAGAUUUUGUUGCAAUGGAUGCCAUGUCACCAAAUUCACAACGCCGGCCAUUUUCAAUCAAGCUGUGGCCUCCGAGCCUGAACACACGACUAAUGCUUGUGGAUAGAAUCACCAACAAUCUUUCCAGCCAAUCCAUUUUCACUCAGAAAUAUGGCAGUUUGAGCAAGGAAGAGGCUGCAGAGAACGCUAAACAAAUUGAAGAUGCAGCUUUUGCCUCCGCAAAUCAACACUACGAAAAGGAGCCCGAUGGUGAUGGAAGUUCUGCAGUGCAGCUUUAUGCCAAGGAAUGCAGUAAGCAAAUCCUCGAAGUUCUUAAAAGAGGCCCUAGAGCCAUAGAGGACGGAGAAGUGAUCAAAGUUGAGAAAGUUACCGGGGCCAAUGAAACCUUUUUCGACAUAUCCAAAGGUCAGCGGGCGUUCAUUGGAGCAGAGGAGGCUCGGGAGCUUUUACGGCCGUUAAAGGAGCCCGGAAAUUCUUACACUAAGAUAUGCUUCAGCAAUAGAAGCUUUGGCUUGGAUGCGGCUCAUGUUGCAGAACCCAUCUUGAAAUCUCUCAAGGAUCAAUUGCAAGAAGUUGAUCUGUCAGAUUUUAUUGCAGGAAGGUCCGAGGAUGAAGCUCUUGACAUCAUGAAUAUAUUCUCAGCUGCCCUGGAAGGUUGUGUUUUGAAGUCUCUGAAUCUUUCAAAUAACGCUUUGGGUGAGAAAGGUGUUAGGGCAUUCGAGAAACUUCUGAAAUCACAGAGUAGCCUCGAGGAACUCUAUUUAAUGAACAACGGUAUCUCAAAGGAAGCUGCACGGGCCAUUUGUGAAUUAAUCCCUUCCACCGAGAAGCUUAGGGUUCUCCAAUUUCAUAAUAAUAUGACCGGAGAUGAAGGGGCCAUAGCUAUUUCUGAAGUUGUGAGGUGCUCUCCUUUGUUGGAGGAUUUCCGAUGCUCCUCUACAAGGGUAGAGUCUGAAGGAGGAAUCGCUUUGUCCAAAGCACUUUUGACGUGUACCCAUUUGAGGAAGCUUGAUCUUCGGGACAACAUGUUUGGCGUAGAAGCCGGAGUUGUGCUGAGUAGAGCACUUUCAAAACAUGCAAAUCUUACCGAGGUUUAUCUGAGCUACCUGAAUUUGGAAGAUCAUGGGGCAACUGCUAUAGCCAAUGCACUAAAGGAAUCAGCCCCGUCACUCGAGGUCUUGGAGAUGGCAGGAAACGAUAUAACUGCUGAAGCCGCUCCUAUUUUAGCUGCAUGUAUUGCCGACAAGCGUUUUCUCACCAAACUAAAUUUGUCCGAGAAUGAACUUAAGGAUGAAGGUGUUAUUCAAAUCAGCAAUGCUUUGGGAGACUGUGGCCAAUUAAAGGAAGUCGACAUGAGCACAAACUUAGUGAGGAGGGCCGGGGCUAGGGUAUUGGCUCAGGCUGUGGUGAAAAAACUCGAGUUCAAGUUGCUGAACAUUAAUGAAAAUUUCAUCUCUGAAGAAGGCAUUGAUGAGUUGAAGGGUAUAUUUAAGACUUGCCCUGAAAUGCUUGGGUCAUUGGAUGACAAUGAACCUGAUGGAGGAAAUGAUGACGACGACGAUGAUGAUGAUGACGAUGAUGAUGAUGAUGAUGAUGAGGAGGAGGAGGAGGAGGAGGAGGAGGAGAAAUCUGGAGACAAUGAUGAAUUGGAAUCGAAACUGAAGAACCUUGAUGUCAACUCGGAGGAGUAGAGAUUUUCUUAUGCCAGGUAUUUCUGACUGCUCAACUAACCACUGGAAAUCUGAAUUAGUGGUACUUGUUUUCAUCUCACAUUAUUUUGGAUUUACUGGUUUGUUUAAUCUUGCCAUGCCUGAGCAGGGUCAGUUUCGGUAAUUCCAGCAGAAACCUCAGCGCGAUUUCUUCGUCUGUAGGUUUAGUUUGAGCUUUUUAGGACCUUUUUUAUUUUGUAAUUUCAUGCAGUAACUCAUCUACGAUUCUUGCCGGAGAUGCCGACUUUUGAGGUUAUCUUGACAGUAUGGAACUUUGUACUGAUGAUUUGGCUCUCUCUCUCUCUCUCAUGUUCUAUUUUAGAACAGCUUUGUCCAAUUAUGAAACUAGAGAUUUUCAUCUUUCUAAAAGCUAGCUUUUCAGCUUGUUUUGAUUUCAUGGGACUUUCUCAAAGUAACUUGGAACAUUGCAAGUUAAUUGAAAUUUAAAAUAUUAAAAACUGAUCAGAAUAUUGUA